Molecule: messenger RNA, 3258 nt
Organism: Candoia aspera
Lineage: Eukaryota; Metazoa; Chordata; Lepidosauria; Squamata; Candoiidae
Gene: TMEM127
Product: transmembrane protein 127
Exons: 4
Coding region: 1145-1861 (238 amino acids)
Biological process (GO): negative regulation of cell population proliferation; negative regulation of TOR signaling
Cellular component (GO): membrane
Source: RefSeq, a predicted model, not a curated record
AAAAAAUGUUAUUCUAGUUCAGGUUUAUGACUAAAUUGCAGUUGCAUAUUCAUUUUGUAAACGAGUGUUUCAUUUUCUUUGGUUUUAAAUAGGCUGUUUUUAUAGAUAAUUCAGCUCUGGAAUUAGAUAACACACCUGGUAAUGCUAUUUAGGGUAAUUCGGGGAAGGGCUGCCUCUUAUCCUUUAUAUAAAAUUCCAUAUUGCUUUUCUUCAGGAAAAUUCUUCAUGUCUUCUGACCUUCUGGCUCUUGUGGACCUGGGAUGCACAAAUGCUUUAGUUUGAAACAAAAAAGUGGUACUCAAAAUCAACAAGGGUGACAUUUAAGAAAAUUAGCUCAAUUAAUUGAAAUCUGCUCAGUGUUGAGAAACUCUCCAGUGGGCACAGAUUGCUUUGCUUAAAAGGAAAGAGUGUGUGAAUAAACUGUGGCCUUUAGAAAGGGAGCCCCCCCCCCCAUGUUUAUAUUCCUCAGAUGGUGGUUAGUAUCUUCAAUAGUUCUCUGAGUAUUACAUAUUGUUGUUCGUGUGGAGGACAUAUGUGUGGUCUUUGUCAAUUUGUUUUUAUAUAAUGUUAGUGGCCUUGAAGCAAAAGGCAAAGGAAUGUUUUAUUAAAAUAUGAACUGCGCCAGGCCCCCAUUGCUUGAAAGAAAUUAUCCUUGUGACUCUCUGACUUAAUCUCUUACUUUGGUCUGAGAAUUAUUGGCUAUUUUAGUGCUUUAUAUAUUUUUGCUAACCCAGAUUCCUUCACAUGCCUUGAAGGCAAUGGUCCAAUAUGUUGCUCUGUAGAAUAUUGCUGCCUUUCCGCUGCUUGACCCUGGCAAUGUCUGUAACAUUUACCAGCCCAGAGGCCACCAAUUAAACUCUGGCAGCCUAGAAGGGAACUCUCAUGCAUCCACACCAUGGCCAAUUAGAGACAGCAAUUUCUUGUCCCAUCUUGUAUCUGUAUGUCAUCAAUUGUCUCUUUUAGGUUCCUCAACAGAGUCCAGAGACCACCCUGCCUCUGAUGUUUUGUCCUGUCUACAGGCCUUCUGUUAAUCUGCUGCCUCCUGGCUAGUAUCCAGCAGCACUGGCAGAACCUUCUUCUGAAGAUCUCAAGUGUCUACGCUGCUGCAUUGGAUUUAUUUGGCCUCACAUCUGAAAGGAGAUCCAUGUAUACCCCAAGUGGUUCAGUGUUGCCUAGUGGCCGAAGGCGAAGAGGCCAAGAUGGGAGUGCCUUGCCAAAGCAGCCUGAAAGGAGCUUGGCCUCUGCAUUGCCCGGGGCCCUCUCAAUAACUGCCCUGUGUACUGCCCUGGCAGAGCCCGCCUGGCUACGGAUUCAUGGGGGCACUUGUUCUCGCCAGGAGCUGGGUGUUGCUGAUGUGCUUGGAUACAUUGACCCAGAUCUACUUAAAGACUACUGCAUGAACCCCCAGACCGUGUUGCUACUUCGCGUUAUUGCUGCCUUCUGCUUCUUGGGAAUCACCUGCAGCCUUUCAGCCUUCCUCCUGGACGUCUUUGGGCCCAAGCACCCUGCACUGAAGAUUACUCGGCGUUAUGCAUUUGCUCACAUCCUCACAGUGCUGCAAUGUGCCACGGUGAUUGGGUUUUGCUACUGGGCCUCAGAGCUGAUCCUCGCGCAGCAGCAGCAGCACAAGAAAUACCACGGCUCGCAAGUGUACGUGACAUUUGCCGUAAGCUUCUACCUGGUGGCUGGCGCCGGCGGGGCGUCAAUCCUGGCCACAGCUGCCAACCUGCUGCGCCACUACCCCACCGAAGAGGAGGAGCAGGCCCUGGAGCUCCUCUCCGAGAUGGAGGAGAAUGAACCUUACCCCGCAGAGUAUGAAGGGAUCAACCAGUUCCAGCCCCCACCAGCUUACACACCGUAACACUCCCCCCGGAUGAUGGCUGGGGCAGGGAGCGUUUCUUCCAGCCCCCCCCCCCCUCCUCAGAGUCAACCUGCACACGACUGCUUGGGAAUACGUUCCCUUCUCUUCCUAGAACCUUGCGUGGGUGCUUCUCCCCUCCCCCCGCAUCCCCCCACCCCCAGUGAUUUGGUCACUUUUACCAUUUCCUGGCUAGGGAGAGGACCGGUGCCCAAGCAGAGGACUUUCUCGUGCAAUGACCUCCAAAGCAGCCGUAUUCUGAAGCAGCUGGGGGGACCGUUGGGGGUGGGUUCUGAACUUCCUGCAUUCAGGGGCCACAAGAACAACCCGGCGUUUUCCAGCUGCAGCGUCUGGCAAGGAUCUGCAGAGCUUGGGGGCUCCAGAGAGAGGUCAGAUGAGAGGAAAACUGUGGCAGCUUCAGGGGGAGGAGGUGAAAAAGACGGCCGCUUGAUUGAGUGGGGAAAGGGUGGGGGGAGGGUCCCACCAUUUUUGGCAUUGCGCUAAGAUGUUUCACUCCGGCAGGGGCAGCGGGGAAUUCAGCAGCCCCGCACUGCCACCCACAGAGCUUCUUUCUCUCCUUGGGGGGAAGAGGGGAAGGUGACUCUCUGAUGUUCACACCCAGGGCUAACGUGCUCGGCCUUCGGCCCCCUGAAGGAAGGGAUUCCUUCUCUAUGCACUGGUCUGUGGAGAGAGGGGACGCGUCUGGGCUGAACCUUGUGCUUCCUGAAAAGCAUGGUUAAGUUUGCUUCCAGCAUCCCACAUUCUGCCUCCUGCGACUUUGCAGAAGCAUUUUGCACUUUCUUUGCUGUUCUUGCAGUCUGCUCUUUCCCCUAAGCAACUGGGCGGAUAGAGGGGGAAGGGGCAACAAAACUUGGCCUGCUCCAGGAUAUUGCCACUACUGAAUAGAUUGGACUCCUUGGUCUAGGGCAGUGUUUCUCAACCGUGGCGGCUUGAAGAUGUAUGGACAUGCUGGUUGGGGAAUUCUGGGAGUUGUAGUCCACACAUCUUCAAGCCGCCAAGGUUGAGAAACACUGGUCUGUGGCAAGGGAUCCUGGGCUGUCCUUCCAGUUGGCAUUCCUGCUGCACAGUUGCCAGGCCUUGAGCCCACAUCAGAACCCCGUCCUUUCCCCCCAGGAUGCAGACACUGAUUCCAGGCUUGACUUCCACUGCUACCUUUUCCGUUUGCCUUUUCUGAACCGACUCCGCCCUUGUAUCCGACACCCUCUCUAUAGCCUCUGAGCUGCUGCUUCUGACAAGCCAGUGUGUCACAGGCAGAAGCCUCCUCUUAGCUGCAGGUCGUAACUGAAAGAGCGUUUCAGAGUUUGCUUUCUGUACAAAGAGAAUCCGGUUAACCUUUUUCUUUUCCUCUGCACUGAGGUAAGCCUGCUUUGAAUAAGCCA